AUGUUUAGUUUCUUAGAAUAGCCACUGGCGCUAAAGUCGCAGUUGUUGCCAUUCAACUCGCGUGGUGUUUGUUAUUUUCUUUUUUUUCUCAAAUAAUGGCAAAAUUGUUAGCUUACUAUACCUUGUGUCCUGUGAAUGAUCGACGGGAUUUUCUGGGAGUCUCGGCGGAUGCUGAAAAUGGUGCUAUCAUUAAUACCCUUGGGAGGAAUAUCGUUGUAAUCACAAAGUUGAGUGACCAGAAGCAAAUUCGCAGCUGGACUGUUCUGGAGAAACUUUCCAACAAGGUGGUGUACGAUGGAAUAUCGAGGAAAUACGUCGGGGUGUUUGGACAACGGAAUAUAAAAUGCUGGACGGAUUCUGAGACAAACCUCAAGAAAAUCCGGAAAAUUAAGUUGCAGAAAAACGUGAAAGAUCUUGUAGUUUUUGGGGAAAACAGGGAGACUUUAGUGAUCUUUGAGGAUGGGAGUUGUGCGUCACUUUCCGCGGUUCUUACUGGAGAAGAUCUUUCCGGAGAGGGUAUCUUAGGGCCUAAUCAUGAUAUUGAGUACCCAAGAGUAUUUUCUACAAUCCCUGGAGAGGAGAUACUUACGUUUUUUGCUAGAAAUCUCGCCACUAAAUCUGUGGAGUUGAUUUACUUUGGUCUCAAUGGGGCUUCCCGGACCCCAGGGAGUCCCGUGAGAAUCCACCUUGACCGGGGCGAGGUGAAAUUAGUGGGAUAUACUGUAACUGAGGGUCCUCAGUUGAUUACAAUCUGGUCAGAUAAGAGAAUCUUCCGGAAAGGCUUGACAUUGGAAAAGGAGGCAGAAGAUGGUCCGGGACAAUUUAUUGCCAUGCUGAAUGCUGUGAGUGUGGAGCAUCCUCUGAGUGUGGUCAGUGUCUCCUCAGACUAUCUGGCUAUCUAUGGGGCGAAUGCAGGCCAGGAAGGCUCAUCCCUGAUCCUCUAUAAUCUUCAUUUCAACGUCGUCCAAGCUAAGCAAUUUUUCAAAGUUUACUUCAGUAACUCCAGCAUUUCCGUCGUGGACAGCAAUAUCCUCUUGGCUGCUGGUCAGACUCUUGCUGUUGUGCCCUUUAGGAUAUCCCGGGCCCAGUUGGCUGACAUGGUGGGCAGUCAGAGGAGCCCUCAGGGGAUUACAGAAGUCGAUAAGGACUACAUAAAUGAGGAGGAUGAACUUGAGCAGGCAAUUGAAUGGGAUUCCCAGAAGUUUCAGUUCGAAGAUGAACCGGAAGAAAAAAUUGUGCAGAGGGUACAUUCCAAGAGGUAUCUCUCACGAGUGACUUCUGAGGCGGAGAUAGAGGAAAAAUUGAGUGUGAUGAAGAGGCGGGAUUUUGUGGUGGAAUUUGUUGAGAGAGAUGGCCAGAAGGAGUUGGAUGUGAAGGUAUUUUCAAAUCCUCAUGCCAGCAGCUUUUCCAGGGAGGAAUUUGAGCUCCUGGCGAGAGAAUUGGAAGCUUCAGGAGCUUCGGAAUUUGAGAUUUCCAGCAAGAUGAUUUCUCUAGCAAUUUCCGGGAAUGCAAUUGACGAGGCUGUGAAUUGCCUGAGACGCUACAGUUGCAUUCCGGAAAGGAAAUUGGUUGAUUGUCUGGUCCAUGCGGUUACAAAGAAGAACUGGGACCUCAUGCGAGUUGUGUUCAGCGUGGAUUUCAGCCAUCAGAUUCUAGUUGAAGAAUUGCGGAGUCAGUUGAGUGUGGAAUUUGUCAAUCCUCUGCUGAAGCGUCUCCUGAAAUUUCUCGAAAGUUCGGAAUUGGAAGAACGUCCGCGAAUUGGAGGGAGAAUUUGGGAUGGGGACGAAAAGAUGCUGGAGUGGUUUACAGCCAUCCUGGAUGCUCACUAUCAUCACUUGGUCAUGUGCGGGGAUCCUGAGAUUGAGAAAUCUCUGAAACUCUGGCGGAAAGUUCUCUGUCGCUACUGGAAUGGGAUUUGCGAGAUGAAGAACUUCUCCCCAAUUCUCUACAGCAUCAGUCAGAACAGAGCCAUGACAGAGAGACAGAACACAUCCAAAUGGUACUCGAUAGAGACGGUGCAACUGUACUAGCUUACAAUAAAGUGAUUUUUACGAUA
Messenger RNA from Phlebotomus papatasi, 2056 nucleotides. RefSeq names its product nucleolar protein 11-like. The transcript is spliced from 3 exons. Gene Ontology annotation, cellular component: nucleus; nucleolus. The coding region runs from base 96 to 2030 and encodes 644 amino acids. Gene Ontology annotation, biological process: maturation of SSU-rRNA. Gene Ontology annotation, molecular function: RNA binding. The record is from RefSeq and is a predicted model, not a curated record. NCBI's taxonomy places the organism in Eukaryota, Metazoa, Arthropoda, Insecta, Diptera, Psychodidae.